AUGGUUUUGUGGAAGAAAGCUCAAAAUAAUCUGUGUCAUUUCUGCUUGAAUGUGCAAACACUACAACAUAUAGUGUCUUCUUGCAAAACAUCCCUGGACGAAGGUCGAUACACAUGGAGACACAAUUCAGUGCUGAAACACCUAGCAACGUACAUAUCUAGUGUCAGAAGGAACUUUCACGUUUAUGCAAACAUUUCUGGUUUUGAUAAUCCAUCUGUGAUCACAGGCUGUAAUGACCGACCAGGCUUGGUAAUAUCAGACAACAACCAAAAUAUAUAUGUUAUUGAAUUGACAAUCGGCUUUGAAACUAAUAUGGCAAAAAACUGUUUAAGGAAAAGGGAACGAUACAAGGAUCUUUGUAACUUUUUAAAAGAACGAUUUAACAAAGUAAUGUAUUUUAACUUACGCAUGGGCGCGAUUGGAGUUUUAAGUCAUGAAUGUAAACAGUUCUAUGACUUUUUGGACCGCGAAGUAAGAUUAAGCGAUAUGCAAAGAAAAUUCAUCAUUAGAAAACUAACCGGCUGCUGCAUAAGGACAAGUUAUUAUAUAUUUUGCUCUAGAAACAGACAAUGGUCUUGCCCUGAACUUUUAUAUUGGUAGGAUUCAUGCUGUCAUGUGUAUGUACAGUUAUCUUAUUUGACACUGUCUUCGUUGUUACCUUACGAACGUAUUUUAAAAUAACCAUUGUAAUAGCAUUCUGUAGAAAUUCCAUUUUGAUGAUUUGUACAUAUUUUAAGCUUAGUUUAACAUUGUAUUCUUUUCUUAAUCUUUUGUACCAUAAUGUAGCCAGGUUGCCUAUAAUACUUUAGUGAGAGCUGGUUACUAAUAUUUGUAUGAAAUGAAAUAAAAUGUGUUUACAUUAUUAUUAUUAUUAUUAUUAUUAUUAUUAUUAUUAUUAUAGGUGUAACCCGGUGAUGAUGUAUGCCUUGUGUUGUCAGAUAGUCCUUAACUUCCUGAGGUUUUGAAUCCCGAUCAGUUACCUUUGAAAUGGGUAAUGUUUGCGGGAAAACUUCCUUUUCCUAUGCAUGGCCAUAAAACCUUCGUUUAUAAAGGAAAGUUGAUUGUGGUUCGUACCUAUUGUGAGAGGAAAUCAGGUAAAGAUGGCCGUCAAGAUGGCGGUAGUGUUGUAACUCAUUAUCUUAAAAUUUACGAAGUCCUCCAUACUCCUCCCUACUCUGCAAAAGAAUUGUACAGCUGUACAAUUGAGCAAGAAACUGAUCAUGGAGACUUCUAUGAAGCAGAACUUAUAAAUGACGAACUGUUCAUUUUUAAAAACGAGAAAAAAUAUACUCAACCUUGGUCUACUGAGAUUUACAAUCUGGAUACAAAUGAAUGUCGAGAAAUGCCAAGCGCACAGUAUUCUUUGUACAAGACGACAACUGUUGUACGGAGACAUCACGUCAUCUUUGUUGUAGCGAUAUCCCAAGAUAACAAUGACGCCUUCAAGACCAAGUACUCCUUCAACUACAAUAGGGAGCUUAAGAUCUACAACGCGAAUUUGCGAGUUGCGACGCGGACGUGCUGACCUGAUCCUAGUUUUCCAGUGAAAGCCUAGUCAGAGUUGUCAGAGUCUAUUUCUACGACAUUUGUAACACUGUUAUGACACGUUAAUCAGCCUUAAAGAAAGACAGAAACUAGGCUUUCUAGACUAUUGUAUAAGUAUGCACAUUUUCCCGCCAAAACACCUAUCCGAGACGACGUGAUAUUUGCAAAGAUUCGUCGUCACAAAAGUUGUAAAAACUUAUGAUAAAAAAUAUCUUCCUAAUAUAUUGCUAGCCUCUGUUAUAUUGUACAUUUUUCCUAGUAUAAUUUCAUUUUAUUUGCUGUGAUAAAAGUAUUUUAAUUGUAUUUGUCCUCGUUUUAAAAUAAAACUUGUUCAAUACGACGUCCGCGUCGUAAAUUCGCGUUGUAGAUCUUAAGCUCGCUAAUACCAUAAGCGGUGAACGCAACGUAAUAGCUCCUACGAAAUACUUGAGUCACUGCUGUACAGCCGUCGCCACUGACGAUGUCGUUACAGAGCUUUAGAUCGGCGACGGCUACGAAAUCUAGUCCGACUACGAGGUAAUGUUUUCCCAAUAACUACUAAGAAUUAAUCACGAUCGUGUAUGGUUCAACUGAACCUUUGUUAAAAAGACGCAGAAUAUAAAUAAAAAGACGAUUAGACGUUUAGAAUUGCAAAUAUUCUAAGGAAAAAAUCCCGUAGCCGUAUUAGAUUUCGUAGCCGUCGCGAAUCUAAAGUUCCCUGUUAUUGCAAUGGGUGGGCGCAACUGCUUCAAUUCCGUGGAAUGCUACAAUUUCCAGACUUGGCAAGCAUUACCAGCUAUGAGAAAAAGUAGAUACAAUGCUACUGCUGUUGUUUCUCCAAUAUAAACCCAACGAAUAACAUAUCUUUACUGACAAUGAUUCUUGCAAAUCCAGUCUUGAAUGGAAGAGAAUACAUUUGAUAUAACGAUUAACAUUUUUGAUUGACAUUGAUUCUUCGAAUUCCAGUCGUUCAGGAAUUAUUCUUUCAACGGAAGGGAAAACUGAUUCAUAUAACGAUUAACAUUUUGACUGACAUUCAUUAGUGGAAAUCCCGUCUUUCAGACAUUAUUCCUUUGACGGGAUAAAAGACUUCUGUAUAUAACGAUUAUCAUUUUGAUUGACAUUGAUUCUUCGAAAUCCAGUAAUUCAGACAUUAUUCUUUGACUUGGAGAAAAGAAUUUUGACUAUAGCAAUUACGAUUUCAAGUGACGUUAAUUCCUAGAAAUCUAUAGUCGUUUAGACGUUGAGAAUUCCAAUAGUAGUAACAUUAAACUGAAUAAUUAAGACACUGUUAGUUAAUUAAAUUCCGAUGUAUUGGAUAUUUCUAUCAUAAAGUAUAAGUGAGAAAUUAGCUGUUUCCCCUCGUUUUGGUUUUGAGAUAACCAAUUUCUUUAUGGCUGUUCCAAGCGAUUUAUUUUGUAGUGCGUGAACGUUUUUGCGCUGAAUGGACAAUUUGCACAAGAGACAAAUUUUUGAUCUAGUCAAUCAAACCAAAUUCCUAGAAAGAACCUUUUUAAAGUAGUAAAAUUUCAAAAUUUGGUGGCGAAAUGGUGUAAACUACGGAAAAUAUAACUUUACGAUUUCCCCAAAUUUUCUUAUUGCUGUGUCACGUGCGAAAUUGUUACCACAAAAUGUACUUUAUAAGGCUAUAACAUUUUCCACACACUGCAACAUUUUCCCACCAAAUUUUGCAAUUCUACUGCUUUUGAAUUAUUAGAGUAGAUUUUUUGUUUUAGAAUUAUUUAAAGCUUGGAUACCCGGCCUCAGGGCCGUAGGCAGGAUUUUUUGGCAGGGGGCAGCAGCGGUCCCGUGGCGAAGUCAAUAGUCGAGCGCAGUUGGUGCGCGCAUAGGAGAGGGGUCCAGGGGCACUCUCCUCGGAAAAUUUUGAAAUUUGAAGCUCGAAAAAGGCAUUUCCUGUAUUUUGAGCGCCAGAUUUACGGGUUUACCCGUUGAAUUAAUAAGGAACAUCUUUUAGGCCAGGAUCAAACGAAAAGGCAAGUUUAACUCUCGCUCGCGUUUGACCGCCAACUCUCAUCGACUUUGAACUGCUUCAAACUUUAAUGAGAGUUGAUGAGAGUUUGUGUGCGGUUGACCAUUCAUGAACAUCAAUGACUGGUCAACUCUCAUCAACUCUCAUCAGGGGCGAAACUAGAGCGUUAAUUGGGGGGGUAUAUUCAUAUAUUCGUGUUCUGCCCCGGGGAUUUCUUUUGAAACUGCUUGUUUUGAAUUAAUUUCAAAAACUGCUGGCAAAACAUGAAUAUAGAAUAUACCCCCCCCCCCCCCAAUUAACGUUCUAGUUUCGCCCCUGACUCUCAUCCUCGUUUGACCACCGCAUGAGAGUUGACAGAACUCUCGUACAAACUCUCGCUUCUCAACUCUCAUCAGCUCUCUUCCUCGUUUGACCAGCGCAUGAGAGUUGACAGAACUCUCGUGCAAACUCUCGCUUGUCAACUCUCAUCCUCGUUUGACCAGCGCAUAAGAGUUGACAGAACUCUCGUACAAACUCUGGCUUCUCAACUCUCAUCAACACUCAUCCUCGUUUGACCAGCGCGUGAGAGUUGACAGAACUCUCGUGCAAACUCUCGCUUGUCAACUCUCAUCCUCGUUUGACCAGCGCAUGAGAGUUGACAGAACUCUCGUACAAACUCUGGCUUCUCAACUAUCAUCAACUCUCAUCCUUGUUUGACCAGCGCAUGAGAGUUGACAGAACUUUCGUACAAACUCUCGCUUCUCAACUCUCAUCAACUCUCAUCUUCGUUUGACCAGCGCAUGAGAGUUGACAGAACUCUCGUGCAAACUCUCGCUUCUCAACUCUCAUCAACUCUCAUCAACUCUCAUCCUCGUUUGACCAGCGCAUGAGAGUUGACAGAACUCUCGUACAAACUCUCGCUUCUCAAUUCUCAUCCUCGUUUGACCAGCGCAUGACAGUUGACAGAACUCUCGUGCAAACUCUCGCUUCUCAACUCUCAUCAACUCUCAUCCUCAUUUGACCCGGCUUCAAUACCCCCCAUGGACAGGAAAUUACAAAAGCGUCAAGCUUCUGAUCAAGCGUUGAUCACGAGAUUUUGAAAGCCUCUUCACAGCUUAUAAAACGAAGGCAAACGAAACAUUGCAUCGAAAACAUUCGGUAAGUUUUUCAAUAUCUUCUUAUUCAUACUUUCGUGCGCAAACUAGCGAGUUCUGCCAGUCGACAACCACACUCACUUUCAAGUUAACGCAUAAAUUUUCCAAACAAAGACCGAACGAAAUCGUUACAAAUUCAUGUUCCAUUUUGGACUAUUGCAAUCCCAGCUACUCGCUUGGGUAGUUGAUCUUUGAGGGCAUCAUUUUGCACCAUAUGAUAUUAUAAAUGGUAGACUGUAUGUUUAUGAAAUAGGAUAUAUCAAUAUCAACAAGCAGCAAAGGUUCUACUCACUACCUAAUUAUAAGAUAACGAUACAGAUUCGACUUGGACAGAUUUGGAUCUCUUUGUCGGGGAUUAGUGUAUGUGAUGAAGGGCCUUUGCUCGAAACGUUGAAUCUUAUUGUAUCGUUUAGGUAGUGAGUAGAACUUUUGCUACUUGUUGAUGUUGUUAUCUGCUACCUACACUGGCCACAUCGGAAGUUUGAUAUAUAAAUGCAAAUGCCUUGAACGGAAAUAACACAAUAUCAAAUUACCAUAAAAGUUUUACUCACUACCUAAACGAUACAGUGAGAUUCGAAGGCCGCUCAGGAAUUUGUAGUCAGGAUCACACGAAUUAGUAGUAUUCCCGGAUAUAAAAAUCCAACGAAGGGCUUUUGUUCAGAAAAGGUCGAAUCUUUUUGUGUCGUUUAGGUAGUAAGUAGAACUUUUGCUGCGUGUUAAUAUUGUUUUAAUGCUACUACAGUGGCUACAUAUUGAAAUAAUACGAUGCAUCCUCGUUCUCCGAGGAAAAUUAAAGGAAAAUUAUUAAAAUAAUUUAACAAGAUACUUCAUGAGUAUUUUAGCCUCAAGGCUAUUAGUUUUGUGUGAUAAACAGUAUAAAGCAAAAAUGCUCAACAGUGUAUGGUUGGCUAAUUUCUUAGUGCUGUAUCCUGGCUUGCAACCGAUUGAUAUAUGUACUAGAAAUACAUACAUGCAGCAACCCCUCGCUCGCCUUACUUAUAACGUACCGAGACUACGUUCAACUCAGUGCAAUUAUAUUCUAGCAACAUGAAGUAAUGUGCAUUGCUAUAAAUAUAACAACAACACGGCAAUUCAUAUUUUUCGUUAUGUUUUUUCAAAAAUGAGGAAAUAUUGGCAAAAAUAUCAGUUUUCAACCUGGUUUUUAUUGACAAUUUUUUAAUUUGCAGAAUAUAAGUCACACUAAUGUCAUUGAACUUAAAUUUCAUGUAAAAUACUCGCAUAAAACGUUCAAAAACGUUUUAACUUCAAGAAACUAUAUUUUUAUUUUACACAAAUAUCGUAUUUGAAAUGAAACCAUAUUAAGCCAAUGUUCGUUCGUAUUCUUUUACAUCUAAAGUUUAUUAGUAUUUAAAAAAAUUUCUAAAAUGAAACUGCAAACAGAUCGAAUGCGGCUAAGCCAGCAAUUCAUAUAAUCCCCGAGCCGGAGGCGGGAAGCGCCGGGAGGCGAGAGUACUAAUUCCGCACGGCUAUUUACACCCGGGUAAAGGACAGCAUAGCGGAGUCCAAAGUUCCUCAGUUUUGCCGCCAUUUUGGGCUAUCGGCGAAGGGUGGUCAUCAUCACUGAUCUCAAAAUUAUGGCGGACUAUCAUGAAGGGCGAACACUAAAGGCUUUCGAAACAGGGGCGUCGCGAAGGGGGUGUGGACCCCCAAAAAAAAAUCUGCCACUGUCGGCAAUUCAAUCAUUUGUCGGCAAAACUGUUUCGUCUUCAAUAAAUAAAUGUAAAAACUGUUUCGCAUUUGCGAUGUGAAAACAGUUUCGUGUGAAAACAGCUGUGAAAACAAUGCAAAAACUGUUUCGCAUUUUCGCAUUUAGCCGUGGGGGGAGUUAUUACUUUCAAAUCAGUUUAUUGUUGACCACGCCCAUUUUUCGGCAAAAUCAGGGCGCUCACACCCCCCAGUUCAACAACCUUUGCGACGGCCCUGUUUCGAAAAGGCGAAAACAAAGACGAAAACUGUUGCUGCAAGACUAUAAAAGACUCCUGAGAAGACAUAAAUGCUGGAAAAAGACAGAAAAGCCAGGGGAAAUGACAAUGGAUUGAAAAACAAGACGAACGUAAUCAGCAUAUGUAUAUUGUUUGCCUAUUUAAUAUGAAUUGCCGGCUUAGCCGCAUUCGAUCUGUUUACAGUUUAAUUUAAGAAAUUUUACGUUUUGUAAAUGCAUGCAAGACUGCCUUCUUAUUAUUUCUAAAUACUAACGAACUUUAGAUGUAAAAGAAUACGAACGAAUAUUGGCUUAAUUUUGCCAAUAUUUCCUCAUUUUUGAAAAAUAUACCGAAAAAUAUGAAUUGCCGAUUUCCCGUGUUGUUAUUAUGACAAUAGUACCGUUGCACUGAGUUAAUGUAGUAGUCUUGGUACGUUUUAGUAAGGCGAGCGAGGGGUCGCUGCAUGCAUGUAUGUAUUUCUAGUUAGGUAAACAAUACAUACGCCGAUUACGCUCGUCUUGUUUUUCAGUCCAUUGUCCUUUCCCCUGGCUUUUCUGUCGUUUUUCAGCACUUAUGUCGUCUCAGGAGUUUUUUAUAGUCUUGCAGCAAUAGUUUUCGUCUUUGUUUUCGCCUUCGAAAGCCUUUAGUGUUCGCCCUUCGUGAUAGUCCGCCUUAAUUUUGAGAUCAGUGGAUGACAACCCUUCGACGAUAUCCCAAAAUGGCGGCCAAGCUGAGGAACUUUGGGUGUAAAUAGCCGUGCGGAAUUAUUACCCUCGCCUCCGGCUCGGAGAUUAUUCAUUUGGUGUACGUAAUAUUAAGAAUUGUAUGAAUUUAGUUUAAAACCUUAAUACCGUAUUUACUCGUUUGAGCGCCGCGCUCUUCUUUAACUGAUUCUUAAGGCCGUUUUCCACUUCAAGCGAAUCGUGCCGUAACGUAGCGUAUGUCAUUGUUAAUUCCUGAGCAGUGAAGUGGAUCUAAUGACUUCGACACAAAAGAAAAUGCUCCGUUACGUUACGUUACGUUACGUUACGUAACGACACGCUUGAAGUGGAAAACGGCCUUUAAGGUUGAGGAUGCGACGCUUAUUCGAGGGCGGCCCUCGAUCGGGGAAAGCGCUCUUUAAAAAUAUUUUAAAUAAGAAUGAUAAAAAGAACUAUUAGCAGAGCAUUGAUAUACAAUCAUUUCAAUAGACCGAUUGCAAAGUAGACAAGCUUAUUAAAAAGUUCAAAAUAGCGCUAGUCAUAACAACAUGCAGCGUUAAAGAGCAUCCCAAAGUUAGUAAGAUUGCAAAGUUUUACAGCAAAAGUUCUACUCACUACCUAAACGAUACAAUAAGAUUCAAACUUCAAUAUAUGUGGCCAGUGUAGGUAGCGGAUAACAACAUCAACAAAUAGCAGCAAAAGUUCUACUCACUACCUAAACGAUACAAUAAGAUUCAAACUUCAAUAUGUGGCCAGUGUAGGUAGUGGAUAACAACAUCAACAAGCAGCAAAAGUUCUACUCGCUGCCUAAACGAUACAAUAAGAUUCAAACUUCAAUAUGUGGCCAGUGUAGGUAGUGGAUAACAACAUCAACAAGCAGCAAAAGUUCUACUCGCUGCCUAAACGAUACAAUAAGAUUCAAACUUCAAUAUGUGGCCAGUGUAGGUAGUGGAUAACAACAUCAACAAGCAGCAAAAGUUCUACUCGCUGCCUAAACGAUACAAUAAGAUUCAAACUUCAAUAUGUGGCCAGUGUAGGUAGUGGAUAACAACAUCAACAAGCAGCAAAAGUUCUACUCGCUGCCUAAACGAUACAAUAAGAUUCAAACUUCAAUAUGUGGCCAGUGUAGGUAGUGGAUAACAACAUCAACAAGCAGCAAAAGUUCUACUCGCUGCCUAAACGAUACAAUAAGAUUCAAACUUCAAUAUGUGGCCAGUGUAGGUAGUGGAUAACAACAUCAACAAGCAGCAAAAGUUCUACUCGCUGCCUAAACGAUACAAUAAGAUUCAAACUUCAAUAUGUGGCCAGUGUAGGUAGUGGAUAACAACAUCAACAAGCAGCAAAAGUUCUACUCGCUGCCUAAACGAUACAAUAAGAUUCAAACUUCAAUAUGUGGCCAGUGUAGGUAGUGGAUAACAACAUCAACAAGCAGCAAAAGUUCUACUCGCUGCCUAAACGAUACAAUAAGAUUCAAACUUCAAUAUGUGGCCAGUGUAGGUAGUCGAUAACAACAACAACAACAAGCAGCAAAAGUUCUACUCACUACCUAAACGAUACAAUAAGAUUAAACUUCAAUAAGUGGCUUUAUAAAAGACUUAAUUGCCUUCGGUUCGAGUUUGUAUAUCCGAUACAACAUGUGAUAUUCCUUUGUUUUCUUAUUAUUAUAUUAUUGCGUUAAAUAGGUUAGGAAAGAUGGAAUUAUUUGGAAAACAAGUUUUGAUGACCCUAAUAGUAUUGGUCGCGAUCGAACAAUUCGCCUUGAUUGCCAGCGAGCCUGACUUUAAAAAAGCUUUGGAGUUGGUGAUAAAGGCGAGACAGCAACCUGGAAAUAUCGACUAUGCUUCAUUCUGUAAAACUACGGGUGCAGGAGCCUCGAAACGUGGUUGCCAGAUCAAAGAAAUGGAUGAUGUAGGCCUUUUAGUGUGCCUUGAGUCUCAUAUUUGCGAGACUCUACUACUCAUCGAGCUGAAUGCAUUGAAGACAAUUGUUGAAGCUCAACUCAAUGUCCUGGAUUAUUAUGGGAAAAUUAUACCUGGGUAAAAAAGCAUAUAAAAAACAUUGACUAAAAUAUUGAUUUAGCCACUUCUAAAUCCAGAUUAGAGGGUCCCCUAUACCUUUUUCGUGACGCGUGAAUUGGGAUUUUUUGCUUUGCGUCAGACGUGUUGUCAAACGUGAAUGAGAGUUUAUUUUUAAUUUCUCGUGACUCGUAAAUUGAUAUUUUUCCGUCCUCGUGCAUGAAAGUGUUUUUUUAUUUUUUCGUGACUUUUCGGAGAACACUUUUUCUCUUUUUUAACGAUUUUAGUUACUUUACUGACUUUACUAGCAAAACUUUCUGAGACUGAAAAUUGCGCUGCCGCCACCGCAACAAAGGUUUAGAGCGUUUUAUACGCGUUUUUACUGAAGGUUCAGGCAGCCAUAUUGGUGUGAAAAAAACACGCUUUCCCCGCUAAAUUUUGUUUAAGAUCAUACUAGUUCUCUUAGAGUUUAAUGUCGGAAACUGGCGACGCACUAAAAUUCAUCCCCCCCCCCUGCAGACACUUUAUGACCCGUCCCUUAAAUAGUUUGUUUAUUUUCCCAUUCUCAGGUUAAAAUGCGGUGCAAGUGGGUCCCAGCCGACCAAGGAAUGAUGCAGUCAAUAAGAUCUUACAUUUACUUCGGCACCAUCAGUACUCUAGUAAAUAAGGUGAGAGCAUAUCAGCAGGAACAGCAGGCACGUUAUAAAACGGGUGGCGAUUUGCAAAAGAUUCUCAAGUUCACGAUGCCCUCUGAGAGUGUUUACAAUCGAAUAUGUGACCUUCAAGGAUUCUUUAUGAAAACCGGAGGGUUCCUAAUUGCUGAUCCGGACGGGGCGCAGGUGAAUACAACACCAACUGACACUUGCUCUGAUCCGCACACUUAUCCCACAACCGAGAAAGUCCUUGCCGGCUUGAAAGAAUUGUUAGCCGGGAUUCUACAUGAAGACGUAUUACAAUAACGUACCAUUUCUCGAGCAAAUCACCGAGUAUUUCGACAACAUGCAAAAAAACCCUAAAAUUCCUAUAGCUAGUCAAUAAUUAGAAACUAGUAUUGAAAACAAUCAAGGUCAUCUAGUUUAUGAUGGGAUCCGUCUCAAAUGGACAAACGACCUCUGUUCGUUAAGGACUUUUGCCGAAAAUGUUGUCGGAUUAACGGGUAAAUGGACGUCGCCUGGCGGUAAAGCCAAACAGUUUAUAAACUUAAGCUCGGAUUUUAUUAUGACUUGGUACCCGGGCAAACAAAACUCGUUGACUUUCAAUGGAAAGAAAGGCAAAUCUUUCAAGGAAUUUCUAGUGAGCGUAUUAGACACAAAUUGCGUUAUUAAGCAAACAAAUACGACCUCGGAUAGUUUAAUCCAAACAACUACAAAAAUGUCGGUCGAAGGCGAACAUAUUGUUGGUAAUGGCCGUGUGUUUGAGGACAUGGCCCCUUUAACUCACAAUUGUUCGUACAAUACUCAAGCCAAAGAUAUGGGGUUUGAAUCGAUUGCUGACACUUCGUCACUCGAAGAACUUGAGGACUUCAUUGAUAGCGCAUAUUAUAUUGCGAAUGUCGCAGCCACGCCGAAUUUUGCUCAGACAGCCAGCUUUUCUACACCAUUUCAACAACGAGCUGAUGGUAUCCCGACUAUAGCCGAGGCACAACUCCUUACAUUUAAAGAAAAAAUAGAAUCGCAAAUAGAAAAAUUGUUGACUAAAGUGUCUGAACAAAAUCAUAUUAUUGACACAAAUAAACAAGAGCUGUGCCGAUUAGGAAACGAGAAUUUGAAUUUAAUGUCACGCAUUACCGACCUAGAGGAGAAAAUGAUGAUUAAAGACUCGGCUUCCAUAACCUUUUCAAGUCCCUCAAAGCCAUCUUUACAAGAUAAGAAGUCCUUUAACAGUCCUGACAAUGUAAAUCCCCAACACGAUGGAUCAACUAAAAUAAAUCACCCAUCUGGUGCAUUAUCAACCCCAGUUAAUGUAGAUAACCUGCCCGCUGAGGAAAGUUUCCCUACAGUUAUCAUUGAAAUAAAGAACAAUGCCCUAUUAUCCACACAACAAUCUAAGACUACAAUCAACUCCUUCAAAAAAGAUUACUC
Molecule: messenger RNA, 11387 nt
Organism: Paramuricea clavata
Lineage: Eukaryota; Metazoa; Cnidaria; Anthozoa; Malacalcyonacea; Plexauridae
Source: the annotation of a GenBank genome assembly